AUGGUCAAGAAAACUGGUCCUUCCAAGAAGGCUGCUUCCCCAUCGAAGCAGAGCAGCAACAAAAAAUCAAAUGCCCAGCCAGAAACCUCUCCACCAGCUCUUCAGAGCGAAGAGGAGCAGCAGCGUCUUCUAAAUAUCUUCUCGAGCGCUUUCAACGAGACGCUCACUUCAGAUGACUUCACAACGACGCUUCAAGAGAUAAAGCAGGCAUUGUUCAACAGAGAAUUUGCUACCGCAUUCGGGAGGGAGGAUUAUCUUGAAGCCUAUGCUGCUCGAUGGAGCCCCACACGAGCCCUUUGCUAUGCUACGGUGCUGCUAAGUAUCAAGCGUCACCUUGAAACGAUUUUGAUUCCCAACGAGGAGACACCGCGCGAGGAGUCUGAUGUUGGCCAGACUCAGGGAGAAACGACUAAUGACGAAAACGAUGGGCCGGAACAGGAUGUCGCUGCCGGAAUAGAAUCUAUCAAGCUUGACAGCACUUCUCCUUCACGGAAUGCCUCUCUACAUAUGUUGUCCGUCGGGGGUUGUGCGGCCGAGCAUAUCGCUUUUGCAUCCUACGUCCAAACCACUUCUACAUUUGGCCAUCUGACGCUUCUCGAUUCAGGUCCAUGGGCAAAGGUCGUGUCUCUCCUGGAAUCAAGUACUAUCAACCCCCCACCAAUCUCAAAGUAUGCUUCUGCAGCUCGUCAAGCAGCAAACCGUCCAAUGCUAGGAAAAGAUCAGCUUUCCCUCUCAUUUGUCCAGAAAGAUGUUUUGAGCCUUGACGUCGAUUCUCUUUCUGUUCAGUGCGCUGGUGGCGAGACACCUAUCCUCUUGACCUUACUCUUCACGCUCAAUGAACUGUACACCACGGCAGGGAUCGGGAAAACAACCAAGUUCCUUAAGAACCUAGGACAAGUCCUUGCUCCGGACAGCCUGGUCCUUGUGGUAGAUAGUCCAGGUAGCUACUCUGAAGCAGCCCUGGGCAAAGAAAAGAAGAAGUAUCCUAUGCAAUGGCUACUAGACCACACCCUUAUGGAAACUGAAACUCCUGGGUACUCAUGGGAGAAGCUGCAGUCGGACGAAUCCACAUGGUUUCGUCUUCCAGAAGACUUGUCGUAUCCGAUAGCUUUGGAGGAUAUGCGUUACCAGAUGCACUUGUACCGCCUGCAAAAACCAAUAUAA
Fusarium venenatum is the source of this 1164-nucleotide messenger RNA. RefSeq lists its product as uncharacterized. The record is from RefSeq and is a predicted model, not a curated record. NCBI's taxonomy places the organism in Eukaryota, Fungi, Ascomycota, Sordariomycetes, Hypocreales, Nectriaceae.